UCAGUUUUGUUUUUAUUUACAUUUUACGUUUUCAGGAAAUAAUGUGAUAUUGUCAUUGACAUAUUAUUUACUUCGGAUAGCCAUAGCGUGAAGAAUUUUUGACUAAUCGAAUGCAGAAACAUAAAAGCCUUAUCAGUCAUCACAGAAGACCAAAGCUGAUUUUUAUUACCAAUAGUUUUUAAUUUUGCCAGAAACGGCAUAAUGGCUAUUCUACACAGAGCUCUCUUUACGUGGUUUAUUUUUUUGGUGUUUUUAAUACUCUUAUGCUUGAGACUAGAGUCAAGAACACAUUGGAACUGGUUUAUCGUAUUUAUCCCGAUGUGGGUUUACGAUAGCAUUUUAUUAAUAUAUGUUCUGUUUCAUAUGGUGUCACAUUGCCGAAAUGGCAUAGAAAGAUUUAGAGGUACUAUCAACAAAAAUGUUUGGUAUAUAGCAGCUAUUGGAUUGAAAAUGGCAGCACAAAUCAUAAUUUGUAUCAAACUAGAGUAUACAAAGUUUAAUCUGCCAAUAUAUGUGGUGAUGACCCCAAUCUGGAUGUUACUGCCAGUGCUAUGUGUGGAAGUGUUUAUGCAUUUAAUAAAACAUUCAAGCAGAAGCAGUAGAUAUUAAUUAGUAUUUAGUGAGGGACAUGUGACUAUGAAGUAAAUUUAAACUUGGCACCCAUCCAUUGACAUCACUGCUUUGCAGUUUGCACAUUUAUGAUAAAUCUGAUUUAACUGCUCCAGCGGUCAUAUGUGAUAAAAAGGAGCCUGAAUAUACCUGUUAUUAAAAAU
Messenger RNA from Maniola jurtina (meadow brown), 773 nucleotides. Its product is annotated as transmembrane protein 60. NCBI's taxonomy places the organism in Eukaryota, Metazoa, Arthropoda, Insecta, Lepidoptera, Nymphalidae. The record is from RefSeq and is a predicted model, not a curated record. The coding region runs from base 202 to 609 and encodes 135 amino acids. The transcript has 2 exons.